AUCACGGCUGUCUCCGUUUGCCUAUGUGACCAACAUUUAGCUGCCUGACAACAUUUAUCGACUGGCCACUGCAGUAGGUGAUGCAGUCAGAAAACUGCCGUCCAUUACUGGCGGUAGCAUGCAGAUUCGUGCCUUAUGACCAGUGGUUCAUAACACACUUAGACGAUAACCAGAAGGUCAAGCAGGUCAAGCAUUGGAUACUUUCAAAAUGCAAUAUCAUCCAAACGUCCCAUUUCCCCGCUCAGCGCCCAGUCUCUCCUAUCACCUUUGCUUCCAGCAUCAGGACACGUACCUCAAUCGAUAGUAUGGAAGACGGUUAUAACGAGGAUGACGAAUAUGACGAGGAUUCGGAUGACUUUGACGACCUUUCCUAUCGCCACCCAGAACUCAGGCGUCAGACUAUAUAUUCUCGUCGACCUGGAAAGACAUCGACCGCAUCUGCUUCACACACCAUUCAACCUGGCAGUAGUCCAGUCACAGACCAGUAUACCCUUAUAUCCUUUUCAACUGGAACAAUUCUAGAAGAUGACUAUGCCCUAUCGUGGUAUAAACUUCGGCCUUGCGAACUUUUAGAGAUGCACCGCUCAGGAAAGGUCGUCCAACUACCAAGAGAAAUCAUGUCGGAGUAUGUUCAACCCUACUUCGAGUCUAAAGCCAGGGCCCUCCGUGCAGUAUGGAGUAUAAAGUCAGGCCGAUUCGAAUCCCCCGCAGCCGCCGGUAAUAGGUUGAAGGCAAGAAGCAGAGACAAGAUAUCCACUGUUCAUACUCCCCUGCAACCCGAAAAGAAGAGGAGAAAGGCUAAGGUCGAGUGGAAAGAUCGAUGGAUAGUUAUAAAUCAUGGCACGCUGUCUCUCUGCAAGGAUUCAUCCGGCGGGACCCCUUUGCAUCAUUUCCCACUAACCUCAUUAUGCGCGCUUCGUGGUGCAGAGUCUCUUGCAAAAGCUUGUUCCAUCAUUGCAGAGCAACGCGUCGUUUGCCUCAAGUUUCGAGGCAAGGAGUUCAUGGCAUCCUCCUUCUCAGCCUCUUCACCGUCCAUGUCUCUUCCCUCGUCUCCGAUUGCAGAAGACUGGAAAACAGACGUUCAAAUUGAAGCAACAGACAUUACUCCUUUACCAGACAAACUCACUUCAACCUCAAAAGAACAUACAGACAAAGGAGAUCACCAUAAGAAUUCCCCGUGCUUCGACUAUAAUCCGGAAGACAUCUGCCGCGGGGAAGGCGAAUGGCUCGUCCUCGAUUUGCUCGAUGAUCAUGCUUUCUCGAACAUCCUCCGUAUCCUUCACCGCUACACCUCUCAUCCAAUAUCAUCAUCGUUCCUCCCCACCUCAUCAAUCAUCACGGUCGCAAACUACUGGAACAAUGUCUCUUCUCCCGCUCUCACGCCUUUUGUUUACUCCUCCCCAUACGACUCUCUUCCAUACCCAGAAUGGCGCACGAAAACCGUCGAGACCGCGCGCAAGGCUGGCAUGGGGGACAUCGGAAAACCCCUUGCACUGGUCCUAUGGUCUGAAAAUACCCGCCGAGAAACCUCGUUGCACGAUAUCCGCAAUCCGCGAUUCGCUUUCUCGCAAGGAAUGAGUCAUAAAUCUUCUAUUAGUUCUUUUACGCUAUACUCGGACUCAGAAUCAGGCGAAAUCGAUGGAGAGAGCGAGAUGGAGUGGGAAGGUUGGAUGAGAGAUCUAGAGAGGCAAGGAAGCGUGAAGCAACAUCAUAUUCGGCAUCAGAAAAUCAUCCAUUCUCCUAGUGAUUCCGAGCACCAACCGCCAAGCCCCUCACUCCUAUCCACCCCACCGCUUUCAGAUGCAUCCUCUCAGGGCUCCCCAAGGGGCCACUCACCCCCACACUCACCCCCUACAUACCCCACGAUCAACAACGUCAUCCAAUGCGGGGAUCCUUUUUCCUGCACUUCUCUCGAAUCACGUGUGCCUGGGAGAAUCAAGAAUACGACGAUUAGCACCGUGAGCGUGGGCACCGCCCCGUUCAUGUCUGCGCGGAGACGGUCUUCGACGCUCACUCCAGGCAGCUUAUCCAGGCUAAUGAAAGACAGGGAAAGGGGAGAUGCCAUUCAUCCGUCGACUGCCAACAACUCGCGUACAGGAGCAUCAUCAUCGUCAUCAUCAAGAGGCACCCAUAUCCGACACGCAUAUUCAGGAUCCAACCUCCGUUCAGUCCCGACAGAGAACCUCCGUCGUGCACAAGAUGCAGAAGCCUCUAGUACUGGAAAGAAAAAGGUUGGUAUCGUGAGGGGUAUGUCGAUGCGUGCGGAAAAACUUGUGAGAGGACUGGAUGCUGCCAUAGACUUUGUUGAUAACCAUCCUUAGUUGUUGAUUUGUUUACUCUUUCUCUCGCUUUUUUCACCUAGGUCAUUAUGCGUGGAAUUGGUAUUUAAGUUUACUUUUGGAGUGUAUAUUAGUAUGUAUUCGCCCAUAUGCUAACUGUAACUUAUUAUAUACAAGUAACCCCUAUUUUGCCGAUGCUUGUACAAUGUAG
Messenger RNA from Suillus discolor, 2490 nucleotides. RefSeq lists its product as uncharacterized. Bases 81 to 2321 code for a protein of 746 amino acids. Lineage: Eukaryota; Fungi; Basidiomycota; Agaricomycetes; Boletales; Suillaceae. The transcript is spliced from 4 exons. The record is from RefSeq and is a predicted model, not a curated record.